AUGAACCGGCAUUGGGCCGUGUCCGGCGGAAACAUCACCAAGGCCGCUCUCGCUGCGAGUGAGAAGGUAAUCCACCCCCACCAAUGGGCCCCGUCCACGACCUGCGUCAAGUUAAAGAAUAGGUUGCUGACUCCGAUUGAACCGCUAUCUCCAGGCAUUGUGGAAUGCGAAGUCAUCCAGUGGUUUGUCCAACCGGGUGCGAGAGUCGAGGAGUUCUCCCCGCUUUGCGAAGUCCAGAGCGACAAAGCGUCCGUCGAAAUUACUAGCCGCUUCGCCGGCGUGGUCAAGAAAUUAUACUACGACGCGGGCGACAUGGCCAAGGUUGGCAAGCCCUUUGUUGAUAUAGAUAUCGAAGGAGGUGCGGUGCAGGCCGGAGAGUCCGCAGCCAAGGCUGAGCCAGAAGAUGCAAAGGCGUCGGAGCCUCGCCUGGAUGAGGACACAAUCCGGGAAGACGCAAAGUCCGACCCGCUCCUGACUCCCGAGGAGCAGAGGCGUCGCCAGAUACGAGAAAACAACAGGGCAAUCGCCACACCGGCAGUCCGCCACCUCUCUAAGGAGCUCAAUGUGGAUAUAUUACAAAUCGACGGCACAGGGAAGGACGGAAGGGUGCUCAAGGAGGACGUUUAUAGGUUUGCCCAACACCGGGACGCUACCAAUGCGCCAGCCCACGCCAGCAACUCGUCGUCGGUAGCACCCACCUCGCCAGUCGGUCCUCAAGCGCUCGGCGGCGGCGGCGGACAGCCGCGCCAGCCCUCCGGCCAACAAGAGGAGUCGGUUGUGCAGCUGACCAAUACCCAACUACAAAUGUUCAAGGCAAUGACACGCUCACUCGCUAUCCCGCACUUCCUUUACACCGACGAGAUCGAUUUCACAAACAUAUGCGAGCUCCGCACGCGGCUCAACAGGGUCCUAGCCGGCCGCCAAACGGAUAGUUUGGCUUCGGCGGCCCAUGGGCAGGAGCAUGGUGACGUGGCCAAGCUCUCCUACCUCCCCUUCAUCAUCAAGGCCGUUUCCAUGGCUCUGUACAAGUACCCCAUCCUCAAUGCGCGCGUAGACGUGGACCAGAACACGCAAAAGCCCGUCGUGGUACACCGCAGCCAGCACAACAUUGGCAUUGCUAUGGAUACCCCGCACGGGCUCCUCGUGCCCGUUAUCAGGGAUGUCGGCUCGCUCAACAUACUCGCCAUCGCGGCCGAACUCACACGUCUGCAGGGCCUCGCUCAUGCGGGGAAGCUGGCUCCGCGGGACAUCAGCGGCGGCACCGUCACGGUGUCUAAUAUUGGCAACAUUGGCGGUACCUACCUAUCGCCCGUCAUUGUGGAGAAGGAGGUGGCCAUCCUCGGUGUCGGGCGCAUGCGUACGGUGCCAGCCUUUGAUGAUGCGGGGAACGUGGUCAAGAAGCAAGUGUGCAACUUUAGCUGGAGCGCCGAUCACAGGGUGGUGGACGGCGCAACCAUGGCGAGAGCGGCCGAGGUGGUGAGAGCGGUUGUGGAGGAGCCAGACGUGAUGGUGAUGCACCUGCGGUAA
Molecule: messenger RNA, 1527 nt
Organism: Parascedosporium putredinis
Lineage: Eukaryota; Fungi; Ascomycota; Sordariomycetes; Microascales; Microascaceae
Source: the annotation of a GenBank genome assembly